GCACAGAGACGCACAACACACACACACAUCUUCUUCUUCGGCUUCAUUGCCAUAACAUUCUCUCUCUUUCUUUUCGAGGCAGAGGUUAGAGAGAGAGAGAGAGUACGGUGCGUUUCAGAAAUAAUGGUUACGCGGCUUCGCUACAGUUUGCCGCCGUCGUCUUCCACUUCUUGGGUUGUGCUUCUGGUUGUUCUGGUUCUGGCUGGGGCUGGGAAUGGGGAAGGGUAUUCGGGUCGGGUCGGAGGGAGGUGCGAUCUGUUUUCGGGGCACUGGGUGAGGGACGAAUCGUAUCCGUUAUAUGAGGAGUCCAGGUGUCAGUUUGUGCGGCACGAGUUCAGCUGCGAGAGGAACGGCCGCCCUGACCGGAUUUACACCCAUUACAGAUGGCAGCCCCUCGCCUGCAACUUACUCAGAUUCAAUGGGAGAGAUUUCUUGAGGCGGAUGAUGGGAAAGAGCAUCAUGUUCGUAGGAGAUUCCUUAAGUCUCAAUCAAUGGCAGUCGUUGACUUGCAUGCUUCACUCUUCAGUCCCUAACUCUAAUUACACUUUGACCACAACCGGAUCUCUUUCUAUUUUUACUUUCACGGAUUACAAAGUAAAGGUGAUGGUAGAUAGGAGCGUGUAUCUAGUGGACUUAGUGAGAGAGGAUAUUGGAAGAGUUCUGAAGCUUAAUUCCAUCAACGGCUCUCACUUGUGGAAAGGGGUUGACAUGCUUAUCUUCAACACUUGGCACUGGUGGUACCGCAGGGGACCUACUCAACCAUGGGAUUACAUACAAGUGGGGAAUCAGAUUAUGAAAGACAUGGACCGGAUGAAGGCUUUUGAGAUAGCACUCACAACAUGGAGCAAAUGGGUCGACACCAACGUUGAUCCUUCAAAAGUCAAAGUCUUCUUCCAAGGCAUUUCUCCUUCUCACUACAAUGGUAGUUUAUGGGGUGAACCAAAAGCUAAGGGAUGUUUGAGGCAGCAAAUGCCGGUGUCCGGAACAACCUACCCAGGAGGCUUGCCGGCGGCGGCCGCGGUGCUAAAGAGCGUGCUCCAGAGGAUGAAAAAACCGGUGACUCUGCUGGACAUCACAAGCCUAUCACUGAUGAGAAAAGAUGCACAUCCUUCCAUUUAUGGACUUUCUGGAGAAAUGGGAAUGGAUUGCAGCCAUUGGUGUCUUGCUGGUGUUCCUGAUACUUGGAAUGAGAUUCUUUACAACCUUAUUCUUUGAACAUAUAGACAUUUAGUCACAUAUAUAUUGAAAUAUAAUAGAUAUAUAUAUAUACAUAUAGAUAUGUAUGGUUUCAAGUUUUAUAUAGUUUGAAAGCCAUCUUCUUGGUGGUAAUUAAUCUUCCUUUAUCCUCAUAUUGUUUGAUCAAAUAAUGGUUCAACUUGUAAUAAACUUCAUAUAUGUUUUAUAUUGAUAUUGCCAUUGAGAUUAACUGUUAAUAAUAGAAAUUAUUCAAUGUAGAAA
Molecule: messenger RNA, 1458 nt
Organism: Neltuma alba
Lineage: Eukaryota; Viridiplantae; Streptophyta; Magnoliopsida; Fabales; Fabaceae
Product: protein trichome birefringence-like 41
Exons: 5
Coding region: 124-1215 (363 amino acids)
Cellular component (GO): Golgi apparatus
Molecular function (GO): O-acetyltransferase activity
Source: RefSeq, a predicted model, not a curated record